GUUCAAUUUCGUCUCAAGGAUUUGUUUAUAACUAUAACGCUAAACAAAUAGGUCUAAGUCUAAUCUUUUGGGGGAUCGUUGAAUGCCAAACACUUCAUUAAAGCGAUGAAUAUGUAUUAUCUAUGCAGCAUAUUAGUAUGCUUAUUUGGGUCAAAGAUUUAAUCGGGGGUAGAUCUAAAAAUCUAGAAUCUAGAUCUAAUUCAUUAUGUUAUUAUUAUUUAUUGUACCAGCUGUUUAGCCUUUGGCCUUAGCCUUAGCGUCGUCAUGACUCAUACCUAAUACAUAAGCAGUGCUUAGUAAAAGUAUUUUCUUGAUUAGAUCUAUUCUAUUCUUAACGCUUUCUGUAAAAUAAUAGAUUUUGAAAUAAACAAACAAUAAAAACAUCGGUGAACUUAUUGUCUUUGUCGACUUUUGGGGUUGUUUACUCACUUCGCGGAUUGAAGACUCUAAGGUCAUUUAUCCAAUGGCCUUGACAUUGGGACGUUUGAUGUGAACUAGGAAGCUAAGGCCGACUGGAUACCGGUGUCGCAAUGUGUAUAUAGAGUCUAGACUCUUUGAUUUAUAGUUGUUUUUAAAUUAUACUAAAUCUAGUUGUGUUGUACUUAAAGAGGCUCGAUUUUAUUUUAGCCAACAGGAAACAUUUGUGCUUUUCACUAAGCUUUUCCAUCAUGCCGGUAGACAUGACCAGCGUAGACAGUCCACCCGGUGGAGGCAAAAAGGUCCCUCUAUUUAAAACUCCAUCUACAGAAAGAGCUGAUGUAGGAAGUCCAAAGCGGCCUCCACUUGAAACCCAACAGUCUACAGCAUCAAUGAAGAGAAGAUCGUACAGCAGAAGAGCUUCAUCCAGUUUUGAUUUUGCUCACAUUGACUCUGUGCAGUCCUGCCCCAGUUUAAAACUAGAAGAAAUAGAUUUGAGUAAAGUGCCAUGGUGGACAUCACACAGGUUCUGGUUGGCCGUUUUGAAUUUUUUUGGUUUUGUUGUUUUGUAUGCACAGCGAGUCAAUUUGAGUAUUGCCAUAGUAUCUAUGGUGUCUCAUACACACACAAAGGCAAAUAGCAGUUUGUACAUGAACCUAAGCACUACUCACUCUUACCUGAACACAACCAAAGCACCAAAUUUACCAGAAGACAAAUGUCCUAAGCUGGAAGCCAAAGAAACUAAAGCUGAAUUUCAUUGGAGUAAAGAGCUGGAAGGUCUAAUCCUUGGUGCUUUCUUCUGGGGUUACCUGGUGCUUCAAGUUCCUGGUGGCCGUAUGAGUGAAAAGAUUGGUGCGAAGAAAGUGGUUGCAUUUGCCAUGUUCCCUGUGGCUAUUUUAACUUUGUUGUCACCAAUAGCUGCACGAACUGAUCCAUACUUUUUCAUGGUUGUCAGAGGUCUGAUUGGAUUAGGAGAGGGUGUAAUGUAUCCUGCUGCUCAAGCAUUCUGGGCUAACUGGGCCCCACCCAAUGAAAGAAGUCGACUGAUUGGGUUUUCAUAUGCUGGUGGUCAGUUUGGUAACGCAAUCAUUUUCCCUAUUGCUGGCUACUUGUGUGCCUAUGGAUUUGAUGGAGGCUGGCCAAGUGUGUUUUAUAUUAUAGGUGCUGCAGGCUUCAUCUGGUGUGUUCUGUGGGUUAUUUUUGCCAACGACACGCCAGACCAAGACAAGUCCAUCAGUGAUAUUGAGAAGAAGUACAUUAAGUAUUCCAUUGGUGAGAGACAGAAAGGGAAAAAAAUUGGCAAGAAUAUUCCCUGGAAGUCAAUCUUUACCUCCGGACCAGUGUGGGGGAUCCUUGUUGCCCAUGCUUGUGGUAAUUACGGAGCGUACAUGCUGUUGACUAAGUUACCUGCUUUCAUGAAAGAGGUGUUAAAGUUUGACAUCAAGUCGAAUGGUGUUUUUUCCAUGUUGCCUUAUCUUCUGUUCUGGUUCCUGAUCACAGUCAGUGGUAUGAUAGCUGACUGUCUCAUCUCCAGGGAUAUCCUCUCCAUUGCCAAUACUAGGAAGUUAAUGGCAACUAUUGGUAUGGUGGGUCCAGCUGCUUUUUUAGUUGGUGCUGGCUUCAUGGAGUGUCAUCAACAAGCCGAGACAGUGGUGCUGAUUACGUUGGCUGUCGGUCUUUGUGGUUUCCACUUCUCCGGCUACUUCAUCAACCAUGGCGACAUUGCUCCCCCGUACGCAGGUACCCUGUUUGGUAUCUCAAAUACCCUGGCUACAGUUCCAGGAAUCAUAUCCCCUUACAUCGUCUCGGCUAUGACUAAAAAUGGAACAAAAGAAGAGUGGCGGUCCACAUUCUAUGUUGCUGCAGGAAUCUACCUCUUUGGUAACAUAUGGUACAUCAUCUUUGGUCGAGGUGAGAUUCAGCCCUGGGCAGGUGGAGAGGUCAAAGGGGAGGUAGAGGGCGUUGGCUUUGGACUGCACGAGAUCCAGGAGGCUGUGAAAGAGGAAGAGGAAGAUGAGGAUGAUGACAAGAAAAAGGGCCUGCUCAACGAUAAAGAAGGAUCACCGAAUGCUAAGGUAAUGAAACCCCCAUCGACGACUAUGUAGAACAGGAUUUAAAGCACACCAUUGUGAUGCCAACCAAUGAAUUCACUGCCUGGAGGUAUUCAAGCUAGAGUUUGAUGGAUUCUGUCUAUAUGUUGUUUGUUCUUUUAAAUUGCAUAAUGCACUCAAACUCACACAAAGAAAUUAGCAGUUGUAAAUUUUGUAAGGCUUCAAAGACAAAACCCCAGGUGUACAAGCCCAGUGUACAGAGUGCAAAGCAUGUACAAUGUAUUGUUUAUGUACGAGUCCUCUUGGUCUAGUUUCUUACUUUAUAAACUACAGAUGCUCAUUCAAAAAAAGAUUAUAGUUACAUUCUUUGCUUCAACCAUAUUGAUUGUAUAGCCAAUUAUAUUUCUAUCGGGCGUUAUGUCUAAGACAAGUAAUACACAAGCUAAGAAUGGGUUUGAUACAAUCACAAAACUGCAACACCUUGAUACAUAGAUCAUCUUGUUAGUGAUGGGGCUACAACCGCAAUAUUAUGACAUCUUGACCCAUGUCAUCUUGUUAUUGAAGGGGUUAGAACUACAACAUUGCAACAUCUUGACCCAUGUCAUCUUGUUAUUGAAGGGGUUAGAACUACAACAUUGCAACAUCUUGACCCAUAGGUAUCUUGACCCAUAGGUCAUCAUUGUUAGUGAUGGGUAACUUUGCAACUCAAAAUAAUAAGCAGAAUGUAUUGAUACAAAAAUAAAGACUAGGAAUCUCUUAUACACAUUAGCACAUAAGACUUGGUCUUAACUUUAAGACGAAAAAUGUUAUGACAGUAUUAAACUGUAAGUAGUUUUCCUAGACUAGAUCUACAUUAACAUGAUUUAGUUUAGUUGAUGUUAUAGGAGGCAUGACAAGGAGAUGGUUAAAUGGUUCAAUUGAUCAUGUGAAUUUUAGCAAGUAUUUGUUUGUGUAAGAGGGAGAAAAUACUAGAUCUAAGCUCCACAUAAGUUAUGAUAAGUAGGACUAGAGUCUAAGUUGUUUUUGUAUAAUUAGUAAUUAAUAUAAUAUAUAUUUAUAAUAUAUGUAUGUAUAUAUAUAUAUGUAUAUAUACAUACAUACAUAAUAUAGUAGUAUAGGUUAUGUCAGAUGUCACACUUAAUGACUUAGGCCCCUACAGAGUCUACCAUGGGUUUUGGAGUUUUUUUCUGGAUCUAGACUAAUCUAGAUGUAGACUUAGAUCUAGACUAUAAAUAAUCUAGUAUUUGUUACAAUUUGUAACAAACUUUGUUCUUUUCCGAUUGUAAAAUUCAAAUCUUAAAAAUUAAAGUUGUAAAUGAUUAUUUUGACAUCUCAUUUUUAAUAAGAAUAUAAAGGUAACCAUAUAUCUAAAUUUAUUUGUGAAUACCAUCAAAAUGUUUAACUAUUUUAUGUAUGUUUUAUCGAAUUAAUGAAAAAUAUACUAAAUCUAGAUCUAGAUAGUUUUCUCCAUACAAAACUAUCUAGAUCCGUCAUCUUGUUGAUGUACUUACUAAAUUAAUAUUUGAGAGUAACAUUCCUUUGUAACGGUUGCAAGACAAAUUGUUCAUCCGACAUCUAUAUAGAUGCUAAAGUGAACCAAGAUUGGGUAUAAUCCGAUUUUGUAUGAACAAGUGUGAACUUAAGUCAUAUUCAAAAUAAAUAAUUACAAACUGAAA
Molecule: messenger RNA, 4144 nt
Organism: Biomphalaria glabrata
Lineage: Eukaryota; Metazoa; Mollusca; Gastropoda; Planorbidae
Product: sialin-like
Exons: 17
Coding region: 669-2522 (617 amino acids)
Biological process (GO): monoatomic anion transport; transmembrane transport
Molecular function (GO): transmembrane transporter activity
Source: RefSeq, a predicted model, not a curated record